This is a messenger RNA of Rhizophagus irregularis DAOM 181602=DAOM 197198, 1386 nucleotides long. RefSeq lists its product as uncharacterized. Gene Ontology annotation, cellular component: precatalytic spliceosome. NCBI's taxonomy places the organism in Eukaryota, Fungi, Glomeromycota, Glomeromycetes, Glomerales, Glomeraceae. The record is from RefSeq and is a predicted model, not a curated record.
AAAAUGAUUGGAUAAACUUACUAAAUAUAAUUUUAAAUCUUUCGCUCAUAAAACCUUAUUUAUUUUUCUUUCAAAAUAGUAUUGUUAAUUAUUUGUUAUUUAAAAUCAUGGCGAAUAGAACAGUAUCCGAUGCAAUAGCUGUACAUGGAACAAAUCCACAAUAUCUCAUAGAAAAAAUAAUGAGAACAAGGAUUUAUGAAUCACUUUAUUGGAAAGAAUUCUGUUUCGGUUUGACUGCCGAGACGUUAAUUGAUAGAGCAAUAGAAUUGACAUCAUUUGGAGGUGAAUAUGGAAAUCAAAAGCCCACAGAAUUUCUUUGUUUGACGUUGAAAUUACUUCAAUUACAACCAAACAAAGAUAUUGUUAUGGAAUUUAUUAGAAAUGAGGAUUAUAAAUAUUUAAGGGUACUUGGAGCAUUUUAUUUGAGACUAGUGGGAAAUUCAUUAGAGAUUUAUCAAACUCUUGAACCAUUACUUAAUGAUUAUAGAAAAUUAAGAAAAAGAACAAGCGAAGGAGAUUUUGAAAUUGUAUGUGUUGAUGAGUUUAUUGAAGAAUUGUUGAAAGAAGAAAGAGUAUGUGAUACUAUAUUGCCAAGAAUGUUAAAGAGACAUGUAUUAGAAGAAAACGGAGAAUUACCACUACGUGAAAGUGUUUUGCAAGGACUUGCAGACGAGGAAGAAAAAUCUUCUGAUACAAAGGAUGAAGAACAAGAAGAAGAACAAAAGGAAAAACAGGAACAAGAAGGAGAGGAAGAAGAGGAGGAAGGGGAAGUGAAGUCAAGAAGUAGUAAAAGUAGAGAAAGAAGUAAAAGUGGAGAAAGAAGUAAGAGCGGAGAAAGAAGUAAGAGCGGAGAAAGAAGUAAGAGCGGAGAAAGAAGUAAGAGCGGAGAAAGAAGUAAGAGCGGAGAAAGAAGUAAGAGCGGAGAAAGAAGUAAGAGUGGAGAAAGAAGUAAGAGAGAUAGAAGUUCAAGUAAAAAUAGAAAUAGUAAAAGCGGUGGUAGAAGGAUUAGAAGUUACAGUAGAUCUAGAUCUCCCCCACCAAGAAAAUCCAGAAGUAGAAGCAGGUCAAGGUCUCCUAGAAGAAGAGGUGGAGACUGGAGAGCUGAUAGAUAUGUACCAAAUAGUAGUCGAAAUAGCAGAAGGCGUAGACGUGUGUCAUAUUCACGUUCCAGAUCACGAUCAAGAUCAAGAAGUUACGAUCGAUACGAACCAAGUUAUCGUAGAGGUAAAUCAUUCUCUUCUUCCUCAUAUCGACCUUCGCGCCAUAGGUCUUAUUCAAGAAGUCGUAGCAGAUAAGUAAUAUUUUAUUAAGAGUGUAAAGUAAUAAUAAAUAAAAACUAUAUCAGUAAAUAAAAAAAAAUAUUAUUGUAUCAAAUAGUAUAUAUAU